AGCUGAUAUCUACGCACUUUGCGCAUGGCAUGAAUUUGAAAGCGAUGCGCCUGUAAGAGCAUAACUUCUCGACAGAAACCUAAAUUACUCAUGCAAGUAAAACAUUUUCUUGCAGCAUUUAGUUUUGUUACAUGCAAAAAGGGAGUCACAACAAGCUUUCGGUGACUGUACUCAGGGUGCAUGACAUGACGAAGCAACAAAGAAAAUGAUUUCCUAGUCCCAACGAAAUAAAGUGAUGAAUUACUAGUGAUACCAUAACUGAAGUAAUAAAUCUCCAUCCACGAGAACAAUCAUGUCGUCAGAUUGUUCCCAAAAGUUAUUAUUGCGAAUUCCAACUACUAUCUCAGUUUUGUAGCGCUUAAGGGGCAAUCUUCAAAAACAAGAAAUGACGUCAUAAAAAAGCGCAUGCGCAUGGCGAUCGUGACAAGAGCGGGAGGCUCAAAUAAUCUUUGCACAUUGCAUGCUUGUAGUAAAAUAUGGUAUGGCAAGGGAGCGUCGAACGGGAGUUUGCUUUCCUCUCGUGCUUUGUUGUAACUUGUAAUCUAAUAUAAACCUCGCUGACAUAAUUGCUUGAUCGUUUGACUACUUUAAUAUCCCAUCCCCAGUUUUUACGACUGCACGAAUUCUCAUACUUUGCUAAUAUUUCUUGUCUCUUCUUUCGUGUUCGUGUUUUUUUAAUGUUGGCGCACCUGCUCCACGAUGAAAUGAAAACAUAAACAAACCAGAAGCAGACAGCUUUUUUAUGUUUGUGUGAAAGUUUUCUCUGGCUGGAAACAUGAGGAGUUACAUCCUUAAUCGCUCGAAAAUGCUUUACAGAAAAUUCGAUUUCUGGUCAAGUGUGGAUUUUCAUGUUGAGAGUAUCGAAUAAAGAAACUUGUUUUCGUUUAAUGUCGGUUUGAAAGGUUAUUCGCCCUCAUUCAUCUCGCGAUGUCUUUACUUCGUCCUGCAAUACCCACCAUUCUCUUUCCUUAUGCAUAUUUAUAUAUUGAUUCCUUCUGACCUGUGCCCCUUUUCCCCUCAGUACGGCUCAACUUCUUUUAAAGGUCCACUAUUUAAUAAAAAGUUAUUAUUAGAUGUUGACAUGUGCAAGAGGAAUGUUUUAUUUAUAAUUGUUUACGAUCCUUUUUAGGAUCUCUGACAUCAAAACGAUUCAAUUAAUAGAUGUCUUUAUCUGUUUUCUUUCCGUCUUCUCAUGUCGAAGUGGUCUAAUUCAUCCAAUAUAGUAUGGUCUGAUUUGGUGAUAGUCCUGUUGUCAUGGGAACCACUUCCCACAAGAGUUCGUGUGUUGAUACAAUUUAUUUGUGGUGCUAACUUAGUGCUAAACAUUUAUUAUCAUGGAAGAUACAGAGUCAAUGUUAGUAAUAGAGAAAGACAGUUUUCAAGAAAGAGGGAAGCUUAAUAGCGGCGGUGAUGGAGACGCCUCAUUUAUUUCACUUAAAAGUAAUAGUAUUGGGAGAAAGAAAGGAAGUAUUCUAUCAUCAUCCACUCUGUGCUCUCAUGAUGAAACACAUAAUGCAAUAACGCCCCAGAGAUUAAAAGAAAUUGCUACAGAGUUGGGAGUCAUCAAACUGUGUUGGCCAGAAAAUAACACCCAGCAUGAGCGCAAAUACUACCCCCAAUCAUUUUCUGAGAAUACCAACAAAGAGAAGCUCCUAAUGUGGUAUGCAGAAAAUUUUAGGCAGCAAUUUCAUCAUGAGUUUGCUCGUCGCAGACCUCUAUUGCUUGCAGUUGAGAAUGAAUGUGGAUUGCAGGUUUGUGUAAGAAUGGUAAACAGCUGAGCGAUAAAAGGUUAGAAAACACAGAAAUGGGCAUCUUAAUUUUUAUUCAAAAUAGUCAUUAUUUCCAUAUAUACAAUCUUUGGACUUUUAACAUUUUGUAAAGCUAACAUAACAAUUCACAAAUCUACUGGUUAUCACUCUUCUUUGGACUUUGCUUAGGAAAUCAGGAAUGUGACAGGAAAGCCCAAAUGGGCACAGCAAAAGUGAGAAAUGCUGCAUUGGCAGCACCAGACAAAGAGGGAAGCUAAGAAAUUUUAUGGGUAAUAGCUGAGAUUUAUGAAUAAAUAUAGAAUAGUGCAAACUGUCAUGGGUUGCUUUCAAAUUCAACAUAAACACGAAUAACAUUGUA
Molecule: messenger RNA, 2127 nt
Organism: Frankliniella occidentalis (western flower thrips)
Lineage: Eukaryota; Metazoa; Arthropoda; Insecta; Thysanoptera; Thripidae
Gene: lobo
Exons: 2
Coding region: 1335-1778 (147 amino acids)
Biological process (GO): flagellated sperm motility
Cellular component (GO): motile cilium
Source: RefSeq, a predicted model, not a curated record